AUCUUGUAUUUUCUUGCAUUUUCUGCAACAUUUGCAGAGUAUGGAAUUCGUUAUGGGACGCAGUAUGCUCGGCGUAAUUAAUCAGGAUGAACGACACGGCGCAGUUGGAACGACGAGCGAUUAUUUAUGGGGCCCGGAACAAUUAUUUAUGCUCUCGAGUCGCUCCUUUGCUAUUAUUAAUGGUCUAGAACGCGUUGGACCCUUUAUCGGCUUUUUUACACCCCUUGCUAUGUAGGUGACCAUUAUUCGAGUGUUAAUAAUCGUCCUUACGCUUCCACAUCAUAUAUAUAAAACUAUCGAAAUAAUCGAAGCAUCCUUAUACAAAACACAAGUGUCAAAAUUAAACAAUUUUUGCCUAUUUUCUAAUAAAAAAUGUUUUACUUGCCAAUGGGAAUACAUACUGCAGUAUAGUAAGUAAAUCUCUGCACAGAGUAAUCAAACUUGUAUAUUAAGAAAUACCAUUAAUCUUCAAUAUAAUAACGAAAGAAUGUCAUGUAUAUACUUACUUUAAGUCCAGCAAGAAAACUAUGAAAAACGAGAAAAUGCUUCGAAUAACCUUAUGGUAAGGUUAUUUGAGUCAGUAGCGAUAUAUUACAUAAGUAUCGAUAAAAUAAAUAGCAAAAUAACUUGCAGGAAUAGAAUAAUACACACACACUACUGAAUUAUGAUAAUUAAUCUGUUUUCAAAUAUAAAUCGUUUAAAAAUUUUUUAUAAACGAAUUUGAUGAAUUCAUUUCACUUAAAUAACCCUACUUUUCAAGUAUUGCAGUUAACAGUAAUGCUAAUAGGUAGCACGAACGAGUAAAGAACACUUAAGUGCUACUUCAAACGAUGUUAAAAUAUGUGUACAUCAAAUAUCACUUGGAAUAUUUUAAAAUACGCUUUUGUAAUGCAUUCUACUCGAAAAUGAAAAGAAAGUAUUAAAUAAAUAUAUUUUUAAUUUACUAUACUUAUAGGAUUUGUAAAUUUAAAAAUGAAUGGCAUAUUUAGUUUUCUUUACAAUUAAAAGGUGGUAAAUACAGAGUUCUCUACAAGUAUAAUUUUCUUUUUCAUGAAUGAUGGUGAAUAAAUGUAAAAAAAUAAAAAGAUCUUUUAAUACAUUUCUUAUGAUUGAGCAGUUCAGAAGUCACAUUAAUCAACUCUAUCAAUUGAAAAGUACAGGAUAGUGACGAUAUUAAAAACGCCUUUUUUAAAAUUUACCUUGAGAUUUAUCACUAUCCGCGUGAUUUUCUUGCGAUAAGUAAACUGACGGAAGUAUGGGAAUCAGAUAUUACUCGUAUACUCAUAUAACAGACUGAAGAAAUUAAUAAAAAGUGGAGUUGAUUAGUUUGGCUUCUGUAAAUGUAUAUCUCUAUCUAUAAACAAAUGAAAUUUCGAAAUACUAAAGUCAGCUAACUUUUUCUCUUUGUCCUAAAGAAAUUUGAUUUUUAGCACUUACAGUGUUUCCUACAAGGAUGCUUCGAUUCUCAGAUUCUUUGAACACAACUAACGUUUCCGGAGAUGCGAGAUGAUCUUCGUUCGUUAAGCUUAUUAAGAAACGAAAUCAACGUAGGUAAUCCAGUUUCUAACGCCGGGAAAGCGACGCUCCCCUGCUAUUUCGUUUUUUCCGGAUAGAAAGUUGCAGGUUAAGGGUGGGAGGUUUCGUUUAACUUUACUCUGCACAUGCGCGAGUAGAGCAGUCGAUAGGCGCACCGUGAGCGCACUAGUAGCAGGUUACUUGCACUUGCGACUAACCUCAAAAUAUCUUAUUUAUUGUGUCGGCUCGGGGAAGCUCCCGGACCGCACGAGUUCCGUUUCGGAACUUUGUUUCAGAUGCUUGGUGAUCCAUUCUGAAAGAAAGUACGCGUACUUGCGUACUUCUAUUACCGUGAUUCGUGUCGAAUCGAAGUUUUCACUGGGAAAACUGACGUAUAUGGAUUGAUGUGGAAAGUACUCCUCGCGUUUGAAAGAUGGGUCAUGGUUCGAGCCGUUCUGCUUCAUCCGCGAAUAUCCUCUCCGCGGAGGAGCUGACCUUGGUGGAGAAUCUGUUCAAGUCCAUGUCCCGGAGUUCAGGCUCUAUAAAACGCGAAGAUAUAUUCAAACACUGGUCCAGUCAUUUGGAUGAUGUACUACUGCAAUUUGUAGUAAGGUUCCUCUGUCAUGAACCAGGAAAGAGAGUGUCUGCCAUAAACGGAGAGAAUUUUGGGAGAUUGUAUGUGUUUGCCAUACGUGGCAGUCCGGAGGAGAGGACUAGCCUGAUUUUCAAUGGCUUCUCGGAAGAGGAGCAGAAACAUGAAAUACCCACUACAACGUUCCUUCAAUAUCUUCAAGCCACCAUUAAUUCCUACUUGAGACUACAAAAAAACUCUGGGAAUGCACACUACUUAACAUGGAGCAGCAUUGGCUGCACAGUAAACACUAGGAGAAUAGGGAUGAGAUCCAGAAGUUUGUGCGUAGAUCUAGUCAAACAUGGUGAGACACUGACCACUGAACAAGUAGAGAACUGGUUCUCUACAACAACUACCUUCAAUAUCAUACAAUCGCACGUUUUUCAGUGCCUUUUCUUGGUUUCUCAGAAAAAGGGAGACAAGAAUGCAAGCAGUAGAAUAAACGAUUUGAACCUCUUGCCAGGUUGCAAGGGUUUGGAGAAUAUACCACAUUUCCCAAGCAUUCUGGGAUUGGGCGAUGUUCUGUUCUUAAAUCUCAGUUUGCCUCAUGAGCUUCGCAACGAAUGGAGAUUUUUAUUUUCCAGUCAAGUGCAUGGAGAAUCAUUUUCCACUAUGCUUGGAAGAAUCACCAUGCAAGGAUCGACUAUUUUAAUUCUUCAGGACACCGAUGACCACGUGUUUGGAGGUUUUGCCUCUGAUAGUUGGAGAAUUGGACCAAAUUUCAUUGGAAACCAAUCUUCCUUCUUAUUCAAACUUGAACCAGAUAUACUUACAUUUCCUUGCACUGGAUACAACAACCAUUUCCAGUACUUAAAUCUUCAUCAACAAACUAUGCCUAAUGGGCUGCUCAUGGGAGGACAGUUGAAUUAUCCAGGUUUAUGGCUGGACUGUGAAUAUGGAACUGGAAAAUCAAGCUUGUCCUGCACAACCUUCCAGAAUUAUGUGCAACUCAGUGGCAAGGAGAAUUUUAGGAUUAAACACUGUGAGGUUUGGGGUGUCGGUCCUAUUCCAGAAGUUGAAGAAGAAGAACAAGAUGCAAGGUCAGUUUUGGAUCAAGAUUCUACCUCAAGAGUCAUAUUAGAGAUGUCUGGUCGCAAGAUGUACAGUGACGGAUUGAGAGAAAAGAAGGAGUAAUUGUGAUAUUAGACAUUUGUUGAGAUAGUAUGGAAAAGAGGAAAAAAGGAAAACAUAUCAGGCUAUUCAAAACUGUAUCAGCUUUGUAGAAACAAGAGGAGGUCAUUGUAUAAUGCAAUACCUGUAAAUGAAAAAAUAGAAAAAAGAGAUGAUUCUCUAGUUUUCGUGGAAUUGUUUCAACAGAAUAAUAUUAAUAGUUAUUAAAAAAGAUGAUCAACAAUCGCAUUCUUCAAGCAUUUUCUUCUGAUUGUUUGCUAGCUGAUCUUUUUGAAAAAAAAUUUCAUGUCCCUGUAACGGCCUGAUCUCUCGUACUAAUGUCAUUUCAAAUUGACUCUACCAUCGAUGGAGCAAUAUUAAAACAAAUAUAUAUAUAUACAGAGAAAAAAGAAAUGAAAAAAAUAUUAUACCGUACGAGUUGCUGUGUUUUUCGAAUGCCUAUUAUCUAGUGCCUGGUGAGUCAUCAAUCAUUUUUAAUCGGACUUCUUGAUACGCUGAAUAAAGUCUAUCGACGAGGAGAAACUUGUACAACACAUAUUCAUUACUAUUGUUACAUAAGACUGUGUGUGUUAUUCGUAUAUGAGUCGGCUGGCGGUCAAUGUUCCCUCUGUUCUGUUGAGAGAACAAAGCCAAAGAGCAAACAUUGCACUGCUGUUCAGUAUAAUGCUAAGAGUUCAAUAAAGAAUUGAAACCUCGAGA
Messenger RNA from Bombus huntii, 3976 nucleotides. Its product is annotated as MTOR-associated protein MEAK7. The coding region runs from base 1949 to 3280 and encodes 443 amino acids. The transcript has 3 exons. The record is from RefSeq and is a predicted model, not a curated record. Lineage: Eukaryota; Metazoa; Arthropoda; Insecta; Hymenoptera; Apidae.